GAGCCUCGAGAGCAGGGACUACAAUACCCAGGGUGCUCCGCGCCCUCGCCGCCGCCGCCGCCGCCAAGACCAAGAUGGCCGGGAGAAUCGCCACCUUCAUCAGAGAUGCCUGGGCCAAGGAGCCGGUGCUGGUCGCGUCCUGCGCCUUCGGGAGCCUCUCUUUGCUUCUGCCCUUCAUCAGCCCCUACACCAAGUACGCCAUCAUGAUCAACGAGGUCACACCCUACAACUACCCAGUGCCCGUCCGAGACGAUGGGAACAUGCCCGACGUGCCCAGCCACCCCCAGGACCCCCAGGGCCGAAGCCUGGAGUGGCUGAAGAAACUGUGACCCCCCGCUGACAGGGAGGAGGUCCCCUCCCCUGUGGCCCCAAUAAAAUGUGAAAACCGG
This is a messenger RNA of Eptesicus fuscus (big brown bat), 389 nucleotides long. RefSeq names its product NADH:ubiquinone oxidoreductase subunit A3 (gene NDUFA3). NCBI's taxonomy places the organism in Eukaryota, Metazoa, Chordata, Mammalia, Chiroptera, Vespertilionidae. The transcript has 4 exons. The record is from RefSeq and is a predicted model, not a curated record. Gene Ontology annotation, cellular component: mitochondrial inner membrane. Bases 75 to 329 code for a protein of 84 amino acids.